GUGAAAAAAAUUAACAUUAGAAAGAUUGCCUGUUUUGCUCGUACUCUAAACAUUGCUGCUCAAAAGCUGUAUACUAUACCAGUCAUCUCAAAGUGGGCAGGAAGAAUCCGAGCUACAGUGGUGUGGUUAAAACGGUGCAGCUUGGCCAAACCUAUCCUUAAACAGAAGCAGCGUCUUCUUGGUUAGUAGAAAUCAAAGUGGACUAAACUUAGUUUCAAAAUGAUAUGGCUAAGUCAAUCAUUCAACUAUUACAGCAAAUACACAACCUGUUUGUAAACCACACACACCAUCUUUCUUUAGGUCUUCCAGAACAUGCUGUCAUUUUAGAUGUGAAGAACAGGUGGAAUAGCCUGUUCCUGAUGGUGGAGCGAUUUCUGGAGCAGUUUCCUGCUAUCCAGGCAGCCUCCAUGGACCCUCGGUUAAAAAAAUCAAUGGAGAAGGACAGACUGGAGAGACUUUCUGAUGAGGAUUUUAGAAAAGCAGAACAAUUUGUCAGAGUUAUGAAGAUACUAUAUACUUCAACCGUCUGCAUCUCUGCUGAAAGGAGUCCAACUUUGGGCCAGAUUCUGCCCAUUUUGGGGAAGCUCCAGCAUCGCUUCACAGUUACUGAUGAGGACACCUCCUUCACACAAGCUAUCAAGGAAAAGAUCUGGGGUGAUGUCUCAAAAAGAUACCAAGUAUGUUGCAUAUUUUUUUCUUUAGGUUUACUAUACUCAGACAUCCUGACUACUAAUAUACAUUUCUGCUUUUGUCUAGCAGGAUGAGAGAAUCAGGCAGUUCUUGGAGGAGGGCACAGCCUUAGACCCGAGAUUCAAGAUGAAAGUAGGCGAAGAAGUGUGGACCAGAAUACAAGAGGAGCUCAUGUGUAGAACCUCACAACAGGCCCAGCAGAUGAAGCAGGAGGUUGAGGGGACAGCUGGUCACCGUGAUGACAACUCCUCUGAUGAAGACUGUGGAGCUGCAGUAGGAACACUGAAAAAGCCAAAGCUCUCUGCUCUUGAGGAGCUAUUUGCUGAUGAAGACAUGGCAGUUGAAAUGAGACAAGAGAACAGUUCUAGCUACCCAGACAAGAUUCAAGAGGAGAUCCAGCGGUACAGAGGUCUACCGUCUACCCCAACUUCUGUGAAUGCAGUGACCUGGUGGUGGAAUGUGAGGGACACUAUGCCAAUGCUAUCAAACUUGGCAACCAGGUAUCUCUGUGUGCAAGCAUCAUCCACACCCUCAGAGCGUACAUUUUCUACUGCUGGAGACACCAUCAGCCAGGAGCGGGCUUGUUUGUCUCCUGAGAAAGCAGACAUGUUAAUCUUUCUGAAGAAGAACUGCUAAGAAUUUAACAGUGAGCAUUAG
This is a messenger RNA of Cyprinodon variegatus (sheepshead minnow), 1347 nucleotides long. Its product is annotated as zinc finger BED domain-containing protein 1-like. Lineage: Eukaryota; Metazoa; Chordata; Actinopteri; Cyprinodontiformes; Cyprinodontidae. Gene Ontology annotation, molecular function: protein dimerization activity. The coding region runs from base 817 to 1326 and encodes 169 amino acids. The record is from RefSeq and is a predicted model, not a curated record. The transcript is spliced from 4 exons.